Brienomyrus brachyistius is the source of this 5967-nucleotide messenger RNA. RefSeq names its product SLIT-ROBO Rho GTPase-activating protein 1-like. The transcript has 22 exons. Gene Ontology annotation, biological process: signal transduction; negative regulation of cell migration. Gene Ontology annotation, cellular component: cytoplasm. Bases 1255 to 4377 code for a protein of 1040 amino acids. NCBI's taxonomy places the organism in Eukaryota, Metazoa, Chordata, Actinopteri, Osteoglossiformes, Mormyridae. The record is from RefSeq and is a predicted model, not a curated record. Gene Ontology annotation, molecular function: protein binding.
UUGUCCAAUUAGCAAAUAAAGGAUUUGUCAUUUUAAAUGUCCUGUAAAGGCAUUUUCUGCCGCCAGAUGGCGAACUAGACACAUCAGGAUGUCAUACAUCGCGCUAAAUGUGAAAUCGGAGUAACAGUGCUGACGCGAGCCUCGUACUACUGCACCCAGAUUAACGUUUAUUAACCCUUAGGGAUGUUGUAAACUAUAACCUAACUACCGAAAAGCCACCAUGAGUGUGAAAACGAAGCGAGCUGCGUUCUUACGCGCAGCAAACACGUAUAUAACGACGAAGCUGCCAUCUACGAUCAGCUACAGCGACGGAAAAAUCGCUCCCCCAGGAAAGUCUCCGCGAUACUCUGUUUCUAAUUCAGUCCAUUGUUUUGCAUGGUAGCCUGGAUUAAAAUUAAGGAAAUCUAGAUUUUUGCAUUUACACCACGUGUUGAAGUUGGGACUGCUAAAAAAGCUCCCCGUAUAGUUUAUAUGGACCUCCGUAAGAGGACGGGCAUCUGGGCCACGGCAGUCCCUGGGCACCGACCCCCUGCACGCGUCAUCCGCCGGGGGGCGCUGUCGGCCAGCGUCCACAUUUCCGCCCAGUGCUCCCCGACAAUCCCACCCCGUUACUCCCAACACUCCCUCCCUUCCACGCACGGCCUGGGUCCGAUCCGAUCCGUUGGUGGAUUGGGGCCGAAGGGACACACUUCGUGUUGGGGGGGCAGGGGAGGUGUUCAGCGGCGCUUUUCCGUCCUUCCCUUCGCCUUGGACAGCCUUACUUCAGCAUAGCCUUCCUUUCUCACCGAGCAUUUCUGUGUAUUUUAUCCGGACGGGCUUGCAUGCAGCUAAGGGCCGGUCUGCUGGUUUCACUUUCCCGGUGAUGCGUGGGGUCGCUGCGGCUCCUACUCGUCCGUCCCUCGGAGCCGCUGCCGGGGUUUGAUCCCAUUCAUAUAUGGGCUGUUCGUCCUUCUGCUGGAACAAUGGGAUCUCCAGAUGCCCUCGGUGUUUUGUGAAGGGAAAUUAAGAAAAAAAAGUAAAUUAAAUAAAAAAAAAAAAAACUUGAAGCACACCUAAGACAGGCGAAAAGGCGGCGUUAAACGUGGCAUCUGCAGUACGGUAUAUAAUCGCAUAUCAAUCCGGUGUUUUUCCCGCACCGAGCACCCCUCCCCCGAUGUGUGAGCACUUUCUGCCGGAUCUGUAGGUAACCGGACCUGGACACCUCUGCACGCACCUCGGCGAGUAAAGUUAGAAAAGCUGACUGAGGGACUCACCAUGUCCACCCCGACGAGAUUCAAGAAGGAUAAAGAGAUCAUCGCGGAAUACGAGAGCCAAGUGAAAGAGAUCCGCACCCAGCUGGUGGAGCAGCAGAAAUGCCUGGAGCAGCAGACAGACAUGCGGGUGCAGCUCCUCCAGGACCUGCAGGACUUCUUCCGGAAGAAGGCCGAGAUCGAGGUGGAGUACUCCCGAAACCUUGAGAAGCUGGCCGAGCGCUUUAUGGCCAAGACACGCAGCACCAAGGACCACCAGCAGUACAAGAAGGACCAGAACCUUCUGUCGCCGGUGAACUGCUGGUACCUGCUGCUGAACCAGGUACGGAGGGAGAGUCGAGACCACGCCACGCUUAGCGACCUGUACCUGAACAACGUCAUCAUGCGCAUAAUGCAGGUCAGCGAGGAUUCCACCCGCCUUCUCAAGAAGACCAAAGACAUCACCUUUCAGCUCCAGGAGGAUCUGAUGAAGGUUCUGAAUGAGCUAUAUACUGUGAUGAAGACGUACCACAUGUACCACACGGAGAGCAUGAGCGCCGAGUGCAAGCUGAAGGAGGCUGAGAAGCAGGUGGGCCGGGCCGGGGAGCCCGCCUUCAGCAUGCGCACGGAGGACAAGAACCAGAGACGCAGCUCUACCAAAAAGAUCGAGAAGAUGAAAGAGAAGCGACAAGCCAAAUACUCGGAGAACAAGUUGAAGUUGAUCAAAGCUCGCAAUGAAUACCUGCUGACUCUGGAAGCCACUAAUUCUUCUGUGUUCAAGUAUUACAUUCAUGACCUGUCCGACUUGAUCGAUUGCUGUGAUCUGGGAUACCAUGCCAGCCUGAACCGCGCCCUUCGCACCUACCUCUCGGCGGAAUACAACCUGGAGACGUCCCGGCACGAGGGCCUUGACAUCAUCGAGAACGCCGUGGACAACCUGGACCCCCGCAGUGACCGGCAGAGGCUCAUGGAGAUGUACCCCACAGCUUUCUGCCCCCCCUCCAAAUUUGAGUUCCAGCCCCACAUGGGGGACGAGGUGUGUCAGAUCACAGCACAACCACAGGUUCACGCCGAGCUCCUCCUGAGAUUUCAGCAGCUGCAGUCACGCCUCGCCACGCUCAGGAUCGAAAGUGAAGAGAUCAAGAAAACCUCAGAAGCUACACUCACCACCAUACAGGACAUGGUGACCAUCGAGGACUACGAUGUGUCUGAGAGCUUCCACCACAGCCGCUCCACGGAGUCCGUCAAGUCCACCGUCUCAGAGACUUACCUCAGCAAACCCAGCAUCGCCAAGAGGAGAGCCAACCAGCAGGAGACAGAGCAGUUCUACUUCAUGAAAUUCCGCGAGUAUCUGGAGAGUAGCAGUCUAAUCUCCAAGCUUCAGGCCAAGCAUGACCUGCUGAAGAGGACGCUGGGAGAAGGUCACCGUGCGGAGUACAUGACCACAAGCCGUGGACGACGGAACUCGCACACCCGACACCAGGAUUCUGGACAAGCUAUUCCUCGUGUGGUUGAAAGUUGUAUCCGAUUCAUCAAUCUCUACGGUCUUCAGCAUCAGGGGAUAUUCCGUGUGCCGGGUUCGCAGGUGGAAGUCAAUGAUAUAAAGAACUCCUUCGAGAGAGGUAACGAUCCUCUGGCUGACGAGGAGAACAACCACGACAUGAACUCUGUGGCAGGUGUCCUCAAGCUGUACGUCCGAGGUCUGGAGAAUCCGCUCUUCCCCAAGGAGCGAUUUAACGAACUCAUCUCCUCCGUCAGACUGGAGAAGCUGUACGACAGGGCUCUGUACAUCCGGAAGAUCCUCCUGACCCUGCCCAGGUCUGUCCUGGUGAUCAUGCGCUACCUCUUCGCCUUCCUCAACCAUCUCUCCCAGUACAGCGAUGAGAACAUGAUGGACCCCUACAACCUCGCAAUCUGCUUUGGCCCAACGUUGAUGUCCUCGCCCGACAUCCAGGACCAGGUGUCCUGCCAGGCGCAAGUCAACGAGGUCAUCAAGACCAUCAUCAUCCACCACGAGGCCAUCUUCCCUGACGCCAAGGAGCUAGAGGGGCCUGUAUAUGAGAAGUGUAUGGCUGGUGGUGACUACUGUGACAGCCCGUACAGUGAGCACGGCGCCCUGGAGGAGGUGGAGCAGGAUGGGGGGACUGAACCCCACACCAGCGAGGAUGAAGGAGAGCCCAUCGAAGCCAUCGCUAAAUUUGAUUAUGCUGGCCGCUCGACGCGCGAGCUCUCCUUCAAGAAGGGCGCCUCCCUGCUGCUGUAUCAGCGCGCCUCCGAGGACUGGUGGGAGGGCCGGCACAACGGCAUCGACGGCCUGGUACCACACCAGUACAUCGUGGUGCAGGAUAUGGACGACUCAUUCUCGGACACCCUGAGCCAGAAAGCGGACAGCGAGGCCAGCAGCGGGCCAGCAGUGGAGGACAAGUGCUCAAGAAAGGAUGCAGGCUCACCCACCGACAGGCUUCCUGAGGCCUACAUCAGUGGCAAGCACAGGAAGAGGAGUGACCCCCCACAGCGACGCCCCCCCUUGCGACCCAGCGACAGCCACUGCGUCUUGCACCCCGCAUCCCAGGGCCACGGCAGCCCACGGGACCUCCUGAGGGGGCGGCACCCACAUGCCCUGGAUAGCCCGGAGUGCCGGCGGCGCGGUGGGCGGCAGGAUUCUCUGAGGAAGGCGGAGAGCCCACCCAUGCGCCGCUCCGCCUCCUCCAGUCAGUACGGCGGAUUCUCCGAGGCUCACGGGAAAACGCUGGAUCCCGAGACCAUUGCACAGGACAUCGAAGAGACCAUGAACACGGCGCUGAAUGAGCUCCAGGAGCUGGAGAGGCAGAGCUCAGCCAAACCGGACGUGGUGCUGGACACGCUGGAGCAGGCCAAGAGCACGCCCCCUACAGGCGGCUGUGCAGAUGCCCUGGGUCCCCUGCAUGGCCUGCGCCUGCGAGCCGCGGACCCCCCCGUCCGCCGCAGCCCCAGCUCCCCGGGCGACGCUAUGAGCACCUUCAAGCCCACGGUGGCACCCCGCAUGGGUGUGCAGCCCCGACCCCCUGCCCUGCGGCCCAAACCCCUCAUGGGGCCCAAAGGGGGCGCCGCUGAGCAGUCCCCGACAGCCUCCUCCCAGGGCCCCUUGGACAAGUCCUGCACGAUGUGAAGGGGUAGGGGGGUGACGGUGUUAGGCUGUGUGGCAUGAGCAGCCUGGCAUCCCCCGAGAGCGAGCACUAGCUGAACGAAAGCUCAUUACAGGAACCGCCAGAUCCUGGACUGCACAGGCGUACUGAAAGCAUCCUGUUUAUUAAGGCUUUACAGAUAUAGCAGAAAGUAUAAUAUAACAAUACUAAACUAAUACUUCAUAUGUUACUUGUAUCAGCGGGUCCCACAAGGGUUUCCUUCGUGGGUGGUGGGACUUCUUAGAGCAGACGAAGAGCCGUAAGGGUCAACGUCAGUGUUUUUAGCCUGAGGCAUCAUGUAGUUCUGGUUCUAAAUGGGAGAGCGCAGGGGCAGGAAUACAGGAGAAUCUGCUGGACUCCCUUGAAGUCAGGACUGGGAUCGCAGAAAAUACACCUGUACGGUACUGAUGUGCCAGGCUGGACUCCAGCCAUGCCGGUCCACAGGUUCAGUGAAAAUGGCAGGUACAUUUCAGUUAUUUACUGCAAGCACACCGUGGAAAGACAUAGGCCAAGUAUAGCCUACAUUUAAGUAUAGAUGACAUUGUCCAAGUUGAGUGCAACAUCAGGAGAGGCUGAUGGAUUUGGUGUUUACUGUCCGUCACCAUGGGGAUUCAAAGGAAACUUCUGGAAUGGUCCUUUUAGCUUUAAUGUACCUAGUAUCAAUCUAGCUUUAGCCCUCUGCACGUCAAGCUCAACUCUGGACGUGUGGAGUGUCAUGUUUACCUUUGGAUGUAUGGGACGUUUUAAUGUGAAUUUUGGUUAUUUCUGGCAGAUCGCAAAAGUGGCUGGUCAUGGUUUCUAGAACCUGACAGAGAAGCACGGGACUCCUUGGCUUGAUCACCAUCAAAUACCUUGCUUGCAGAACCCGGCCAGGAGGGGGAGCUAGAGAACGGCAUUGGGGGCAGAUACUCUAGCGAGAAGCUGCCCAGCGUUACUGGACUGGAUGCAUGGAGUCUCUGCUGGGAUGUAAUUUGUGAAGAUCCAUGCUCAGUUUUUUUUUUCCAUCCUCCUUGCAAAUGAGCCAAAUAAUCAAUGGAUAUUUACUUGUAUCCGUCUAAUUUUGUAAUUAUCUUUGUAUUAUAGGAUAUAUUCGAUUGACUUUCAUUCUUACUAAUUUGUUUUUGAAUUUAAUAUAUAAUUUUCUGCAUCUUUGAUAUAUGGAGGACCUUUCUAACGACGACGAUGACGAAACCAUGGAUGAACAGGGUUCCCUGAUUCCCACAUGCCCCCCCCCCCCCAUUCCAAACCAUUUCUGUUGGCCUGUCAUUUACAGCAGCAUGCUGCCCCCCUGCCCGCUGACUGUUAGGUCAUGCCAGCAUUUAUCUGUGACAUGUACAUGUGAAAGUGCCUUUGACCCAGCCUUAGAGAGACCCCAGACCCAUGUUAAGGGAGAGAGUAGUAGCGAAAGAGCAUAAACAAAUUUCUGGGAACAUUCAGUGAAUAGUAAAGACGACAGUUAAUCUAAUUGAGAAUUUGCACUUUUAUGUGUAAAACUGUAUAUUUGGCAUGUAGCAUUAUAACGUCUUUUGGUAAACACUGUGCCUGUCUUUCUAAUAAAGGAAAUGGCUCUGUCA